AUGAAAUUUGAAUCAUUACCAAAUGAAAUUUUACUUGAUUACUUUGGAUAUUUCAAUGCAUUGGAUCUGUUUUAUGCAUAUGAUGGAUUAAAUUAUCGUUUAAACAAAUUAAUUCGAAUUUUACCAUUACAUCUUAAUUUUCAAUAUGCAAAUAAAUCAAAAUUUGGUGAAUUUUGUCGAACAAUGUCAUUAAAUGAGGAAUUAAGAAAUCAAAUCUAUGCAUUACAUUUAUCAAAUCAAGAAACAGAUUUUCAAAUCGAAGCAUUUCUCUCAUUUUUGUCACUUAAUCAAUUCAUUAAUCUUCGAUCAUUGUCUAUAACCGAAACUGAUUCCAUUGAUAGUACAAAAAUAAUAUCCAUGUUAUCAUCAAUAUCUAAACUACAAACAUUAUCAAUUAUUUCUUCAGAUUUUCCAUUCAAUACCAUCAAUGAAACAUUAUUCAUUUAA
Molecule: messenger RNA, 447 nt
Organism: Adineta steineri
Lineage: Eukaryota; Metazoa; Rotifera; Eurotatoria; Adinetida; Adinetidae
Source: the annotation of a GenBank genome assembly